This is a messenger RNA of Bacidia gigantensis, 1404 nucleotides long. RefSeq lists its product as uncharacterized. The record is from RefSeq and is a predicted model, not a curated record. The transcript has 2 exons. Bases 1 to 1404 code for a protein of 467 amino acids. NCBI's taxonomy places the organism in Eukaryota, Fungi, Ascomycota, Lecanoromycetes, Lecanorales, Ramalinaceae.
AUGGCACCUCCGUCGAACAUUUCGACUAUUAACGAGUCCCAGCAAGCACCCACGGGCAAUACUCCUAGGACCAGUCGUUCUCACUUGCUUGCCGGUCUCCGAACGGCUCCCAAGUCUCCCAUGCCUCCUGGCUCCGCUCCACUCAACCCAGCCCAACAUUCUUACAAUCGUGGCGGAAGUCCACCCACCAAUCAAAGACUUCGUAACAUGGGCGUGCCGCAGACUGCGAUCGGCAAUGGAUUUGGAAACGUCCAGCGUCGGGGAGUGAAUCGAGGUGCAAACAUGUACGGGCUUCCUGAAAUUCUUGCACCACCCGAGCUGCAAUACGAGCAAGAGCAGGAUACAGCAGGCAUGGAUGCGGAGGAAUAUGCUGCUUUGAUGGUCCAAGGACAACAGCUAGCUGCACAACAGGCGCUGCUACAGCAACAAUUGCACAGCCUUUCCAUGGCACAACACCAGAUGCAGAACCUCAAUCUGGGCGGUGGAAUGGGACAACAACAGAUGCAAUCUACGAUGAACGGUUUCUACAGCCAGCAAGUCCAAAGCGGCAUGCAACCGGUCGUCACGCCAGUUCCUGGUACCCCCGGUCUCUACAGCGUCUUCAAUCCGAUGACUGGUCAACAAAAGCUCAUGGUGAAUGAGCAAGAGCAGGCUCAGGCUCAGGUGCAAGCCCAGGUGCAGGUCACCCACAAUGAUUUGUCUCAUUCACCACCACCUACAACCCCAACGUUCCACGCUCAAGUCUCUCCACCACCCGAGAGCAAUGCCCCCUUGUCUUCCGUUACCGGCUUCGCCGCAAACGCAACGGAUGGUCCAAGGGGUCCUGUACCUAGGACUGCUAGCUUUCCUUUGACCCCUCAAACAGGUACAUUCGGUCCUGGUCAGUCUCGCGCUGGUGAUCACCCGAUUCGUCAGCCUCGUGGGCCUCCGUCUCUUGAAGAUUUAGUCGAGAAACCUACUUCCAAGCAUGAGGGCAGCAAGAACUUCGCCACUCGCCAACGUCGUCGCGCCUUGAACAGCCUCGUUCGAGCUGGUGUGUCCCGGAGAGGGGCUUCUCGUGGUAGCAAUUCACUCGAAGGUUCUCCUAGCGGGACACCUUCAAGCGAAUGCGAGAUCACAUUCUCUGUUACAUCCGAAUCAGAUGACGACAGCGUUGGUAGCAGUAACAGUGGUAGUGUUCAUGGUGCUAUUGGUUCAGAACGCAAGAAGUUCCAAGAGCAUUCACGUGAGAGGAACUCGACUGGAAACUCUCUGACUGCCCAGAGUCUAAGCAGCGAGGAGGGCAUCGGCGGGAAAAUGGUGGAGAUCACGGUGGAGGAUCAAGAAAACAAGAAUGAACAACGUGGCCAGCCCAUGCUCGUCCUCACGAGCGCAACUGAGAAGCGCAGGAGCGCUGUGUUCUAA